Molecule: messenger RNA, 909 nt
Organism: Exophiala bonariae
Lineage: Eukaryota; Fungi; Ascomycota; Eurotiomycetes; Chaetothyriales; Herpotrichiellaceae
Exons: 3
Coding region: 1-909 (302 amino acids)
Molecular function (GO): oxidoreductase activity; zinc ion binding
Source: RefSeq, a predicted model, not a curated record
AUGGUCUUUUGGUCAAACUUCAUGCAGCUGGAGGGCCACGAAGGGUGCGGCGAAGUCGUGGUCGUCGGGUCCGAAGUCACGGAAUACCAAGUCGGCGACAUGGUCUCGGUGCUAGCCGUGGCAGGCUGUGGUGAAGCCAGCUGCCCCGAGUGCACCAAGGAUGUGGCGCAAAUCUGUAUUCGUGGCGAGCGCUACGGCAUCGGGCACGAUGGAUCCUUCGCGCCAUAUAUCGCCAUUAAGGCGCGAGCGGCGGUGCGACUGCCAGAGGGAGUGAGUGUGGCCGCUGGCGCGGUAGCCACAGAUGCCGUCAUGACGGCGUAUCAUGCUGUUGUUGGGCGGGCACAAGCGCAGAAGAGCGAUACGGUUCUUCUGUAUGGGCUCGGCGGGCUCGGAUUCAAUGCGUUGCAGAUCCUGCUGAAUAUCGGGGCUAGAGUGAUCGUGGUAGACAAACGGCAAGCGGUUCUGGAUGACGCUGUGAAGUUUGGGGUCAAGCCUGAGGACGUCGUUCCUGCUUCGACCACUGAUGUGGCGAAAUGGGUCCGGGAGAAACACUUGGUGAUUGAUACAGUGAUUGACUUUGUGGGCGCGCCGGAUUCCUUCCAAGCGGCGAUUUCUGCUGUCCGUCUUGCAGGAACCGUUGUUCUUAUUGGCCUGCUCAACCCUAACCUAUCCUUCCACUCGGUGGAGGCCGUCCGCAAACAGCUGAACAUUCUAUGCAGCUAUGGAGGGACUCAUGUCGAUUUACGGGCGUCGCUGGAUCUCGUUGCGAAAGGUAUCAUCAAGCCACAGGUGGAGACAGGUCGCUUAGAGGACUUUCCGAAGGUCCUGGCUGAUCUACAUGCCGGCAAGAUCAAGAGCAGGAUUGCCCUAGUCCCAGAGGGCGUGUCAGAUUCGCAAGCUCGACUUUGA